AUGGCCGGCGCCGUAAGGUCUCCCCGUCCAGAUCGCUUCCGCUAUCUACCAGCACGUCUCCCCUUCCCCCGGAUCUUCAAGCGGGGCUUGUUCCGCCGCAAUGCCGUCUACCUGACCUCGAUCUUCGGCGCUGCCUUCGCAUUCGAGCUGGCCUUUGACACUGCCUCCAACAAGAUCUGGGACUCCUUCAACCGCGGUCGCCAAUGGAAGGACAUCAAGUACCAGUACGUCAACAAGGCCGAGGAGGACGACGAGUAA
Molecule: messenger RNA, 258 nt
Organism: Aspergillus ibericus CBS 121593
Lineage: Eukaryota; Fungi; Ascomycota; Eurotiomycetes; Eurotiales; Aspergillaceae
Product: cytochrome b-c1 complex subunit 9
Exons: 5
Coding region: 1-258 (85 amino acids)
Biological process (GO): mitochondrial electron transport, ubiquinol to cytochrome c
Source: RefSeq, a predicted model, not a curated record